Emys orbicularis (European pond turtle) is the source of this 1047-nucleotide messenger RNA. RefSeq names its product olfactory receptor 52M1-like. Lineage: Eukaryota; Metazoa; Chordata; Testudines; Emydidae. The transcript is spliced from 2 exons. Gene Ontology annotation, molecular function: G protein-coupled receptor activity; olfactory receptor activity. Gene Ontology annotation, biological process: G protein-coupled receptor signaling pathway. Gene Ontology annotation, cellular component: plasma membrane. The coding region runs from base 1 to 1047 and encodes 348 amino acids. The record is from RefSeq and is a predicted model, not a curated record.
AUGUCAGAUUUAAACACAACCAAUUUCACCAACCCUUCUACCUUCAUCCUGCUGGGCAUUCCUGGCCUGGAGGCUACCCAUGUCUGGAUCUCCAUCCCCUUCUGCACCAUGUACGGCAUAGCAGUCUUGGGGAACUUCACCAUCCUGUUCAUCGUGAAGAUGGAACCGAACCUCCAUGAGCCCAUGUACUAUUUCCUCUGCAUGCUGGCCAUCAGCGACCUGGUCCUGUCCACAUCCACCCUGCCCAAAAUGCUGAGCAUCUUCUGGUUCAAUUCCAGGGAGAUCGAUUUCAAUGCCUGCCUCACUCAGAUGUACUUCAUUCACUGCUUCUCGGUGAUGGAAUCUGGGAUCUUCGUGGCCAUGGCUUUUGAUCGCUAUGUGGCCAUCUGUGAUCCCCUGAGACAUUCCACCAUCCUGACGAACUGCAUGGUGGCGAAGAUUGGCCUGGCCGUGGUGCUGCGUGGCUGUUUACUUGUACUGCCAUAUCCCUUGCUGGCGAGUCGGUGGCUGUAUUGCAAGACCAACAUCAUCCCCCACACAUACUGCAAGCACAUCUCUGUGGUGAAUCUGGCCUGCGCCGACAUCCGUGCCAGUAGUUACUACAGCCUUUCUGUGACAUUCUUUGUGCCCAGUAUGGAUGUGUUUUUUAUUGCUCUGUCCUAUAUCCAGAUCCUCAGGGUCAUCUUCAGCCUGCCCACAAAGGACGCCCGGCUCAAGACAUUUGGGACCUGUGGCUCCCACCUCUGUGCCAUCUUAGUCAGUUACAUACCAGAUCUCUUCUCCUCCCUUACACACCGGUUUGGCGACAAAGUGCCCCUACAUUUUCUUGUUUUCAUUGCCAAUGUGCACGUCCUUGUGCCCCCUUUGGUACACCCCAUCAUCUAUGGGAUGAGGAUCAAACAGAUCUGGGACAGGUUGCUCUGGCUAUUUACUCAUAAGAACAGAAGAAUGGCCAUACUGUGUCAGACCAAAGGUCCAUCUAGCCCAGUUGGGCUACCAGAUAUGCAUGCAAUAUUCAACGUGUUGGUGUACAAUGGGUUUAUCUAG